Lagenorhynchus albirostris (white-beaked dolphin) is the source of this 1365-nucleotide messenger RNA. RefSeq names its product hemopexin (gene HPX). The record is from RefSeq and is a predicted model, not a curated record. Gene Ontology annotation, molecular function: heme transmembrane transporter activity. Gene Ontology annotation, biological process: heme transport; intracellular iron ion homeostasis. The coding region runs from base 1 to 1365 and encodes 454 amino acids. The transcript has 10 exons. Lineage: Eukaryota; Metazoa; Chordata; Mammalia; Artiodactyla; Delphinidae.
AUGGCUCGGGCACUGGGAACACCAGUUGUACCGUGGUUGUUGGGCUUGUGCUGGUCUCUGGCUAACGCCCAUCCUCUUUCUCUGGCUAAUGCCCCUAGGCAUGGAGCUGAACGUGGGAAUGCAACCAAGUUGGACCCCGAUGUGAUCGAACGCUGCUCGGAUGGCUGGGGCUUUGAUGCUACUACCCUGGAUGAGCAUGGGACUAUGCUGUUUUUUAAAGGGGAGUUCGUGUGGAAGGGUCAAGACUGGACUCGGGAGUUAAUCUCAGAGAGGUGGAAGGAUGUCCCCGGCCCCGUGGAUGCUGCAUUCCGCCAUGGUCAUGACAGAGUCUUUCUGAUCAAGGGGGACAGAGUCUGGGUAUACCCUCAUGAUAAGAAGGAAUAUCCAAAGUUGCUCCAAGAGGAGUUUCCUGGAAUCCCAUCCCCAGUGGAUGCAGCUGUGGAAUGUCACACUGAAGAAUGCAGAAAUGAGGGUGUCUUGUUCUUCCAAGGCAACCGCACGUGGUUCUGGGACUUCACUACAAAAACCAAAAAGGAACGUUCCUGGCAGGCUGUUGGCAACUGCUCUUCUGCCAUGCGAUGGCUCAGCCACUACUACUGCUUCCGGGGUAACCAAUUCCUGCGCUUCAACCCUGUCACGGGAAUGGUGUUUCCUAAAUACCCUCUGGAUGUCCGAGACUACUUUAUGCCCUGCCCUGGCAGAGGCCAUGCACACAGGAAUGCGACUCGCCAUGGGGAUAAACGCUGUAGCCCAGAUCUAGUCUUGUCUGCACUGCUGUCUGACAAACAUGGUGCCACCUAUGCCUUCAGUGGAUCCCACUACUGGCGUCUGGACACCAGCCAGGACGGGUGGCAUAGCUGGCCCAUUGAGCAUCUGUGGCCCCAUGGUCCUUCAACAGUGGAUACUGCCUUUUCCUGGGAUGAUAAGCUCUAUCUGAUCCAGGGCACCCAGGUAUAUAUCUUCCUGACAAAGGGAGGCUAUAUCCUAGUAGAUGGUUAUCCAAAGCGGCUGGAGAAGGAAUUCGGGAGCCCUCAUGGGAUCAACCUUGAUACUGUGGAUGCAGCCUUUACCUGUCCUGGGUCUUCUCGCCUCCACGUCAUGGCAGGACGGCAGCUGUGGUGGCUGGACCUGAAGUUAGGAGCUCAAGCCACGUGGACAGAGCUUUCUUGGCCCCAUGAAAAGGUUGACGCGGCCCUGUGUACGGAAAAGUCUCUGGGCCCCAGCUCGUGUUCCGCCAAUGGUCUCGGCUUGUACCUCGUCCAAGGCCCCAAUUUGUACUGCUACGGAGACGUGGAGAAAUUGAAUGUGGCCAAGGCCCUUCCCCAGCCCCAGAAAGUAAACAGCCUCCUGGGUUGCCCUCACUGA